Paramuricea clavata is the source of this 3399-nucleotide messenger RNA. Lineage: Eukaryota; Metazoa; Cnidaria; Anthozoa; Malacalcyonacea; Plexauridae. The record is from the annotation of a GenBank genome assembly.
ACACGCAGAAGACUUACUCGGUAACAGCAGUUGGGAUUGCCUGCAUCAGUGAUGACGUAACAGAAAUGAAAAUCGACAAGAUUUCGGACAGUUUUGGGCUAACACGAAGUCAAAUCCACCGUGGAAAAGGCAGCAUAGACCUAUUGAUAGGAAUCGACCAUGCAUUUAUGCAUACCGGGGAGACGAGACAAACAAAAUGCUUGGUUGCAAGAAAUUCGCCGCUGGGAUGGGUAGUCUUUGGAUCUACACCUGGAGAGACCAAUCGAGUGAAUAAGAUAUUCUGCGUCAAGUUUUCCAAGCCCGUAGAUUUAACCGACUUCUGGACAACAGAGUCAAUGGGUGUAGAAGUAAAACCGUGUCUGUGCGAACCUGAGAAACUGAGUCAAGCUGAAAACGAAGAAAAGCUCGUUAUAGAAAAGUCGUGCAAGAAAGUUGGCAAUCAAUGGUUGAUACCUUACCCGUGGAAAAAAGACCCAAAACAAUUACCGGAUAACCGUUCUCAGGCAGUCAAGCGAUUGGAAUCCACCGAGCGUAGACUAAUGAAACAACCAGAGCAAGCUGCAGCCUACGACAAGCAAAUGAUGGAAAUGAACGAAAUGAACUUUUCUCGAAAGGUAACUGAAGAAGAGCUCAAAAAUUAUAAAGGUCCAGUACAUUAUGUUUCCCACCAUGCCAUCCUACGUCCCGAGAAGGCAAGUACCCCUCUCCGAAUUGUAUUCAAUUCAUCCGCCGUGUAUCAGGGACAUUCUCUAAAUGAUUAUUGGUUGAAAGGCCCAGAUCUCCUCAAUAGUUUAUUUGGAGUGAUACUCCGAUUUCGAGAGAAUGAAGUUGCGGUAUCUGGCGAUAUUUCCAAGAUGUACCAUCAGGUACUGAUACCACAAGAAGACCAACAUGUUCACCGUUUUCUCUGGCGAAACCUGGAUACCACCCGACCACCCGAUACCUACGUCAAGACAGUGCUUACCUUUGGAGAUAAGCCUGCUCCAGCUAUGGCUCAAAUCGCCCUACGUAAGACAGCACAAGAAGGAGAAAACGAGAGUAGACGUGCAGCUGAAGCAGUACGAGAUAAUAGUUACAUGGACGAUAUCUGCGACUCAGUCCAUUCAACUGAAGAUGCUCGAAAGUUAACCAGUGAAAUUGACAGCUUGUUGAAAAAGGGAGGAUUCAAGAUAAAGGAAUGGUUGUCCAACAAAGACCUCGACCCAAAUACCGAACAACAACAGCAUGUAAAACCCCUUCAACCAAGUUCAAACGACAAAGUGUUAGGUGUCGUCUGGAAUAGCGCCAAAGACGAGCUACGUUUUAUAACGAAAGUCGAGUGUGACCAGCCAAGCACGAAACGAAAUAUCCUCAGCCAGGUAGCGAAAGUUUAUGAUCCAAUCGGUUUUGCGACAGCGUUUCUAAUCCGAGCAAAAAUUGGAAUGCAAGAACUGUGGCAAAUGGGAGUCGACUGGGACGACGAAUUAUCACCGAACCUACAAGCAAAAUGGACAAAGUUCUUCGAAGAAUUGAAAACCCUGAAUGAAGUAUCCUUCCCGAGAGGUUUAUUUGCACUUGAUAGCAUUGGCCUGCCAAUUUUAUGUAUCUUCGCAGACGCAUCUGAAUAUGCUUUUGGGACGUGUGCCUAUUUCCGUUGGAAGAAAGAAGAUGGAACAUUCGAGAUCCGUUUUGUCGCUGCGAAAUCACGAGUCGCUCCGUUAAAGAAGCUUACAAUUCCACGAUUGGAGCUACAAGCUGCACUACUAGCAUCACGUCUGUCAACGAUAAUUCAGAAGGAGUCACGAUUGGAAUUUGAAGAAAUAAUCUAUUUCACUGACAGUAAAAUUGUCUUGGCAUGGAUACAAAGUACAUCUCGAGUUUACAAGCAGUUUGUUUCUUCAAGAGUUGGAGAAAUCCAGAGCAACAGUGAUCCCAAACAAUGGAGACACGUAUCCAGCGAGUCAAAUGUGGCUGAUGAUGUAUCUCGGGGGAUAGCAGUUCACGAGUUAAAUGAAAGAUGGCAGCACGGCCCAGAAUUUCUGCGUUUGCCCCGGGAGGAUUGGCCACAAGAUUUAUCGGAGGUUGACGAUAAAGAAGUAUCCAAAGAAGCCCGCAAGAUCGUCGGCACUGUGAAGACAUCCGAGAAUUGUAACCCAAUUGAACCCAAGAAAUAUUCGAGUUGGAGAAAGCUGAUCAGAGUUACCGGAUAUGUUUUAAAAUUCGUUCGAAAGAUUCGUAAGAAAAAAACUGAUGAAGCCCCCGAACAGUUAGUAAAUCCUGAUCCCAAAUACCUUAGUGCACAACAAUUGAAUGAAGCUGAAACAUACUUGAUAAAAGACGCACAGAAAGAUCUUCACAAUCGAAUUAAGAAAGGAGAGCUGACGACAUUAACUCCAUUUACAGAUUCUGAAGGAGUUAUCCGAGUCGGUGGAAGAGCAGACAAAGCUACAGUAUCCUACGAGACAAAACACCCCGCGUUGCUACCCUAUGCCAGUUGGAUAUCCCUCCUUAUUACCCGCCAGUCACACAGUUUUGGUCACAAUGGAGUCGCAACUACAGCAGCAAAAGUUCGACGAAAUUUCUGGAUCAUAAGAGGACAUGAUCUUGCAAAGUCUGUUAAACAUAAAUGUGUGUUUUGUAAAGAAAUGCAACCCAAAGCCGAAGUCCAAGUUAUGGCCGACCUACCCGAAUUACGAUUGGCCCCACACACCCCACCGUUCCACUUCACGUCAUGUGAUUAUUUUGGUCCCUACAAAGUAAAGAUCGGACGCAACAAGACUACAAAGCAUUACGGUGUAAUUUUCACAUGCCUCAACACACGAGCAGUGCACCUAGAGUUAGCAGUUGAUUGUACAACCAUGGAUUUUCUGCAAGUCUUAAGAAGAUUUUUUGCGAUGAGAGGUUAUCCGAAGUGCAUGCUCAGCGACAACGGUACACAACUAGUUGGAGCAGUAGCUGAGCUCCGAAAGAUGGUCAAAGGACUGGACGCAAAGAAAUUACGAGAAUUCUCAGCGGAAAAGGGAAUGGAAUGGAGAUUCAUAACCCCUGCAGCUCCACAACAGAAUGGUUGCGCAGAAGCGCUUGUAAAGAGCGUGAAGAUUGCUUUAAAAAAAGCAAUUGGUGAUUCAACGUUGACACCCUUCGAACUUUACACUUGCCUGCUUGAAGUCGCCAACCUAGUUAACCAGCGUCCAAUCGGAAGAAUCCCAAACGACCCAGACGACGGUGCAUACAUUUGCCCAAACGACAUUCUACUCGGAAGAGCCUCGCCACAAGUACCACAAGGUCCGUUUAAUGAAACUAAGAAUCCUCGUAAGCGUGUAGAAUUCGUGCAGAAGAUUAUUGAUUCGUUUUGGCGUCGCUGGACACGUGAUGUUUUCCCGUCUUUGUUUCCGCGAAAGAAAUGGAACACGACGACCC